Cajanus cajan (pigeon pea) is the source of this 3370-nucleotide messenger RNA. RefSeq lists its product as uncharacterized. NCBI's taxonomy places the organism in Eukaryota, Viridiplantae, Streptophyta, Magnoliopsida, Fabales, Fabaceae. The record is from RefSeq and is a predicted model, not a curated record.
AAGCAAUUAACUAAAUAGCAGAGAGGGAACCUUCGCUUUCAUUCAUUCAUUCACUUCCAGCAAUGGAAUUAGAGGACUUGUUCCCUUUUGCUACCCUAUGAAUAUAGUAGCUUUUUCCUUUGUCGUCAUCAUUAUUAACUCAUUAUCAAUACUUUUUCAAUGAAGCUUUCAUCGUUGGCUCUCUUUCUUUCUUAAUACAAAAUCCCAGUUCAGAAGUUUCCACUUUUCAAUGACACACACACCCACAUACUUCUCUCUCUCUCCCUUCAUUCCGGAUUUGCUAGUUUUGCUCCACCCUUUUCAAUUUUUGUAUCAAGUUUGAAGCUUUGAUGCUUUUCAAGCACACCCAUCUUCUUGUUUUUGUAAAGCAUGAAUUGAUUCAUAGCUGAAGUUCAUUUUGGUGGAUACGGUGUUUGUUCUGGUUCUGCUCAUUGUAACUUGUGGCGAUUCAGGGUGUGAAAGGAAGGGAUCUGGUUCCAGAAAUUUUGAUUGGUUGAGACAUGAACCCUGAAAGUCAUGACAUGAGAGAGUUCUGGUAGACCCUUCGACUGUAUGGGAGGCUUAUUGCACAUGUUUGAGUUCAAUCCGGGAAGGAUGGCCAAGAAAGUCCAUUCCCAUAAGAACCAUAAUGGUGACCUGAUAACUUCUGGACAUAGCAUGGAGCUGAAAGUUGAAUCAUCUCAGGUCCACUAUCCAGAAGGAGAAAUAUCAUACUCUUGUCAAGCAGAUGAUGGAUGGUCAAAGAAUAUUAGUUACUCAAAUGUGGCUUCAGUGAAAAAGCUGAACAAUGAGGAGUUAUCAAAACAAUCAGGCACCAGAAAUAAAGCACCAAGCCUUGUGGCAAGGUUGAUGGGGAUAGACACCAUGCCAUUACCAUUAGAGACUAAAUCUGUUGUUCCAUUGGAUGAAAGCAAAUAUGAAAAUAUUGAGAGGAAGUUUCCAAAGAAAGGAAUGAAUGCAAGGGGUUCCUCCAAAUUGGAUUCUUUUAGCUACAUGGAACUUGAUUCAUUUUAUCAAGACAUUGAUGGUGGUGGUGGAUGGGGACAGAAUUUUGGAAAACCAAGGCCAAGGGAACAUCCUCUGGAAGAGGAACUCCAAAUAUUCAAGAAAGAAUUUGAAGCAUAUCAAGAAGCAAGGUUCAAGGAGUGUUCAAUUGCUGUCGAAAAAGGAGGUGGUUAUAGGCAAAUGCUUCAUCAAGAAAACCUGAGCAAGGAAAAGAUGCAACAUAUUGAAAGUUCAAAGACAGAUAGCCACUCAUUCAAAACAAAGAUACCCAAUGAUGAUAUCGUGGAGCCAAUCUCAACUAAGAAAAAAGAAUCCUUUCCUUCAAGAAGUAAAACACUAAGUAGAGACUUUGAGCAGUCUUUGAUGAUGAAAUCAAGAAGCAGAUUAGAUAUAUGUGCUUCUCCCACUCCAAUAGUUAUCUUGAAGCCUGGUUCUGAUAGGUUUUGCAAUUGCAACCAUGAAGAUAAUUGCUUCAAUUUUUCAGGCACUUUACAAGGGGGAAAAGAUAUAGAAGAUUUUCUUGAGGAAGUGAGAGAGAGGUUGAAAUGUGAACUUCAAGGGAAAAUAGCCAAAAAGGAUUACAAUGAAAAACCUCUUGAUGCUAAAGUGGUCAGAGAAAGUCUAACAAGAGAUGCUGAACCAAAUUUACUUCGCUCAGAAUCAACAAGAUCAUACAAAAGUGAAAUGCACUUCAACGGACCAAGUUCUCCAGAAAUUUUCAACAUAGAUACCAGGAGAUUCUUUUCAGAGAGGCUAAGAAAUAUUGUAAGAAGUGAACUGCAUUUGGACAUUCCUGAAGUUGGUUGUUAUUUAGACAAUGACACAAUUAGGCUAAAUCAAGAUACUGUAAAGUGUGCAAAUGACAAGAGCCAGUGGGGAAUUUUGAAAAAGAGAAAAGAAUUACAAACAGGUUCCUAUAGACAUAAAUUAGAUGACAACGUAUUGUUCCAAAAGGAGUUGUCUCCUAGAAACCUUGAAAGAUCCUUGUCUGCUCCUGCAUCAGGAACAUCAUUUGGGAGGCUUCUUCUAGAGGACCGCCACAUUUUAACAGGCGCUCUUAUUCAGAGGAAGCUUGAAGAUGUUGAAAUGCAGGUGGAUGUUAAAAAGAAGAAAGAUGGAUUCAAUAUUAAAGAAAAACUUUCCACUUUUAAAUAUACUCUUGGUCUAAGAGGGAAGCUGUUUGGAAAAAGGGUUAAGUCAAUAGUAGAAUCACAUGGCAGUGAAUAUGGUCCCAUUUUGAGAGAUAUCAAGAGUGGACCAACUGUUCUCAUGAAAUAUGGUGAGAGACAUGAGAACUCCACUGAGGUACCUCCUAGUCCUGCAUCUGUUUGCAGUUGUGCUCAUGAGGAACAUUGGAGACAGGCUGAAUAUUCAAGUCCAAUAUCAACUCCAGAUGUAUCUUCAUUAGAAGAUAUUGUUAUUCCCAAGGUUUUUAGAGAUAUUAGCUCUGGUUUGAAUGAGCUAAAGAGGCAACUCAGUCAACUUGAUUCUGAUUACUCCGAGGACUUCAUUACAAAGCAGGAGUCUGUUGAGUCUGAAUUAGUUCAAUUGGAUGAUCCAGCAGAAUCUUAUGUAAGAGAUCUUCUUGUUGCCUCUGGUUUGUACUUUGGUUCAUGGGAUAAAUCUCUAUUAAGAGGGGACACAUAUGCAAAGCCUAUUGGCAACUCAGUUUUUGAAGAAGUGGAAGAAUCUCAUAAGAAGCUGAUCAAGGAUAAUGAAAGAUCCAGAAAGGAUCAACAUAAGAACAAGUUAGAGCACAAGGUUUUGCUUGAUUUGUUAAAUGAGGCACUCUCCAUUGUUCUUGGACCACCUUUGACAUUGUCUAGAUUCAGAAGGAAACCAUGCAAUUCCUCCAUGCAGCCUCCACCAUGUGGAAAGGAACUACUAAAGUUAGUAUGGGACAUUGUUCGUAUUUCCUUAUGUUCUGUAUCAAACACAUCUUAUUCACUUGAUAGUUUGGUGGCGCAAGAUAUAGGAUCUAUCUCCUGUUCUCGGCUAAUAAAUGAUCAGAUUGAUAUAUUGGAAAGAGAGAUGGCAUGUAUUAUCAGUGAUGAUUUGCUUGAAGAACUCACAAAGGAUAUGCUCUUGUAGGUGUAGUGUCAAGUGUCAUUUUUCCCUUUGUUAAGAAAACGCAUUCUCCACAUUGCACCAAGGCAUGUACACGAUUACCCCACAUUAACCAAAAUGAAAAAUUAAUUUCUACUAAAAUAUUUGUGAUAGUGAAAUACUACAUGAAUAUGUGUAUUUAUUUUGGUACGAGUGUGGUACAGAGGCAGUGCAUAGUGUACAACACUAGUGGUAUGCAAGUUAAUUUUUCAAAACUGAAAAUUGAUUGGUUACAUAAUUACUUUAACAUGGUAGUUUA